UUGAACAUUAUUUUCAUGUGGAGAUUUUCUGCUUUUCUUCUCUUAUCAAAACUAUGUUACCAGAAAAUCUUAGAACUAUGUGGGGAUGAUUGGGAGGUUUUCCUACAUUAUCUAGGCUGUUUAUUUGAGGAUGACAGCAGUUGGUCCUGUGAAACCAUCAAUGUUUCAAUUAAUCCCCCAAAAUUUGUGGAAUGCAAGCUUGCUCACUUGACAGAUGAAGUGUUCGAUUCUUGUGUGGAAAAUGCAUCAGCAUUUGUACAAAAGUUACAAGCAGAAACUAGUAAUGAUUCUUUAAGAAAUCCAUUCCUGGCACAUCUUGAAAUUGAAAGGAGGAAAUGCCUGUUUAGGAAGAACAAUGAUGAUUUAAUGUGGUGUACUAUUAAGAUUAUAUCAAUUAAACCUACAUAA
Molecule: messenger RNA, 408 nt
Organism: Hibiscus syriacus
Lineage: Eukaryota; Viridiplantae; Streptophyta; Magnoliopsida; Malvales; Malvaceae
Product: N-terminal acetyltransferase B complex auxiliary subunit NAA25-like
Exons: 3
Coding region: 16-408 (130 amino acids)
Source: RefSeq, a predicted model, not a curated record